Rotaria sp. Silwood1 is the source of this 432-nucleotide messenger RNA. Lineage: Eukaryota; Metazoa; Rotifera; Eurotatoria; Philodinida; Philodinidae. The record is from the annotation of a GenBank genome assembly.
AUGGACUAUGCACCUCAUGGCUAUAUCGUCAAGAUCAGUGAUUUUGGUUUGGCCAAAAUUCGGCAAGAAACAAGUCGACAGACUACUGAAAGUAAUAAACAACUAGUAGGAGCAGGCACGCUUCAAUGGAAAGCACCUGAAUUGCUAAAAUUUGGUAAACCGUCGAAGGCGAGUGAUAUCUAUAGCUUAGGUAUCGUCUUUUGGGAAUUAGCUACUGGGUUUGUGCCCUAUGACGAGUUAGACGAAGCAACUAUUAGCCAAGGUGUCAAAGCAGGAGAACGGCUUGAAAUUCCAAAUGAUGUUCCGCCUACUUUUGCAUCAAUCAUCUCGAAUGCAUGGAGUCAAGAGCCGAGCAAGCGACCGACUGCUCAACAGCUCAUCGAGCAGAUUAUAACUAUUUCACCUGCUACAACGAAGAUAGUGGUGAUGUGA